This is a messenger RNA of Symbiodinium pilosum, 1251 nucleotides long. The record is from the annotation of a GenBank genome assembly. Lineage: Eukaryota; Dinophyceae; Suessiales; Symbiodiniaceae.
AUGGGUGUGUCUUUCAGUCUUGUUCUCACGUCACUGUCGCUUGCAUCAUUUCUGUGGAAUAGCAUCUCAGAAGAUGACAGUCCUGUUACUUGGGCAUUGCAGGCUCUAGAUUCAUUUGGCAACGCAGCCACGGUGUUGCUCCUUUCGGGCAGCCACAGGUUGCCAGCUUUAAGCCAGCGAAUGUCCCGCCACGUACGCCCUGUGCAGCACAGAGCAGUGCCCGCAAAGGAGUGGAGUCCGGACUGGCAAGCCAAAGUUGAAGAGCUCUCAUUGCGGGGAAUGACCUUGCGCAGCCUUUUGCAAUUUUAUCAUGAAGACCUCCCUUCCGUGCAAGACUGGAUGUAUGUGCCCAAGGAACACAGAACCAGGGAUGUGGUCCGCAGGGUGAUCAUACCUUUCACUAGCAAAGAAGAAACUGCGUAUGCAGUCUCAGCUCUGAAUCGGGAUGGUGCUCAAAGGCCUGCCGUCAUGGUGAGCCACAAUUGGGGCAAUUGCUUCAAGGACUUGUUGGCCGCCGUCAUCUCCGAUGCUUUGGGGGAGAGCUGCUUCAAUUUGGUAGCUCAACUCCUGGAGGACGACUGCGACGUCCUAGCUGGGAUUUUGGCUAGAAGCAGUCGCUUAGAUGACAGAUACUGGAUUUGUGCAUUUGCAGUGAACCAGCACAUGAGCAUAUGCCACAGCAAUCCUUAUGACCGUGAUCCCCUGACGACUGAGCUGCAUCCCGUUUGCAAUUGCAAGUGUGUAAACAUCUCUGAUCCGGAUGGCCACAGUGCACCUUCGGAGAUCAACAAGUUUGACGAGAUGAUGUCCCACCUUGCAAACACAGGAGGCUGCAGGCAAGUCAUUGCGGUGGACCGGUCUUUUGAUUUGUUUUCGCGUGCCUGGUGCGUGGCGGAAAUUGCAGAAGGCAGGCGUCUGCAUAUGAGUCAAUCAUUAAAGCUUGCCUCCAAGGCAAUUAUCCAGCAACGCGCGCGGAGUUUGGGGAAAUUGGACGUCCGGAACAUGCGCGCAUCUUCCGAGACAGACAAAGAACUCAUACUCAACAAGAUCAAAAACCAGCGGAGCAAAAACAUCGACGAUUUUAAUGUUGAACUGCAGUCGUUGAUCUUCGACCCGGAGUCAGGCCUCAUGGCAACCUGGCAUGCCAUGGACAGCCUGCAGCAAAUGGGAGAAGUGGGGCGACUAAUUCGAUGGGGUCUUGCUGAUGCAGGAACUGGCAAAGUGUGGAGAGCAUGGGAAACUUGUGAGUGA